CAUCUCUCUCUCUAGUGUUCUGGAGAGGACCAUCAGGUCGGCAGUGGAGCAGCAUCUCUUCGAUGUGCACAUGUGCGGAGGAGGUCAAAGUACGACGGAGGAUUCCGAGUGGACCGGGUGCUCCUCGUCGCCCGUGGUAACCCCGACGGCACGGCAGAGACGUCGGCACCAGAGGGAGCAGGAAGAGGCUCAGAGACACCGGGACAGGAGCAGAUCCUCGUCUCUGGGGGAAGGAGACAUCAACAAGGAGAACAUCCCAGCGGCCGGCAGCGUUAGCAGAACUAUCAGCUGUGGCGUCAGCGUGGGUGAGGAAGGAGUCUGGAGGGACUACCAGACUAGCCAGAGAGGGCUCCACCACGAGGGCCCCAGACCCAGGAAGCCUAAACACUGCCACCAGAGCCCCACGCUUGGCCAGCUUAGUGACAACCAGGACCCCCACGCGCUAAAAGAAUGCAUAUCAAGAGUACAUGACGAAGCCGGGACAAACAACAUGGAGUCAUCAGACAACCGAAAUGACAGUCAAAGAAAGGACCACAGUCUUCUGACUCCUUCAUGGACACGACUCAGUAGUAUGAAGAUCCAGGAGCUGCCUAGUAGCUGUGAAACGGCCGACAGGAGGGGGGUCAUCGGCCGGAGUUCGGACCAGGAAUGUGGCGAGGACGUACCCCGCUUGGACCUGUCGGCGCUGACCAACGAUAACAACUGGGGAGAUUCCCCAUUCUUUAGCGCCCCUUUCCUUGAUUUCAAAAGUGUUUUCCAGUCGAGUUAUUAUGAGGAGCCAGUCCCAGCCUACUCGUCGUGGCAACGGGAGAGCAUGGACAGCGAGGAGGCGUGCAUUUCGCCCCAAGUGGGGGGCCGCCUGAUUCGCCAGCUGAUUGAAGAGGACAGCGACCCCAUGCUGUCCCCCCGUUUCCACGCCUAUGGUCAUUGUCAGCAGUACAUAGAUGACACCGAGGUGCCACCCUCGCCACCCAAUACACACUCCUUUGCCAGUCGGAGGAGGAGUUCCUCUCUGGGCUCCUGCGGUGACGACGACCAGCAAGAGCUGACCUCAGCCCAGCUCUCCAAGAAGAUCCACGGUCUCAAGAGGAAGAUCCACAAGUACGAGGAGAAGUUUGAGGAGGAGCGCAAAUACAGGCCCUCACACAGUGACAAGGCUGACAACCCAGAGGUCCUGAAGUGGAUGAAUGAACUGGCCAAGCUCCGCAAAGACCUGAAAGAGCACAAGCUCCACAAGUCUGAGGAGGACCUCCCUCCGCUGACCCGCCAGCGCAGCAACACCCUGCCCAAGAGCUUCGGCUCCCAGCUGGAGAAGAAGCCCCAACAGGAGAAGGCGCCCAAGCCCCCGGUAGAGAACACCCUGGAGGGCGUCCAGAACAAGCUGCAGGAGAAGAGGGACGAGGUGGGGCGGCCCGAGGACGUCAAGGAUAUGACCCGGGAUCAGAUUGGCGCUGAGAAGGUGGCCUUACAGAAGGCUCUCCUGUACUACGAAGGCAUCCACGGUAGACCAGUUACCAAGACUGAGAGACAGAUCAUGAAGCCCCUGUAUGACAGAUACCGCCUGGUCAAACAGAUCCUCUGCAGAGCUUCCACCAUCCCCGUCAUUGCCUCCCCCUCCAGCAAACGCAGAGGUCCUGUACUUCAGCCCAUUAUUGAGGGCGAAGCCGCGCUCUUCUUUGACGACAUCAAGGAGGAGGAGGAUGGCUCUGAGGAUGACUCUGAGUCCAACAACAAGCCCCAGAUCACAGGGACAGUGCGUCCAGACUUCAGUAUGCUGGGCUUCCUGGACCAGCUGGAGGAGGAGACGGACGGCUUCAUCUCGCCCGUCGACGAGCUCUCGCCCUCCAAGAACACCACCGACAUGCGUCUGUCCAACCUGCAUUCGGCCACCAUGCCGGAACUAGUGGAGCAGCUACAAGAGGCCCGGGAGGAGAAAAAGAGAAUCCGCAAGAACCUAAGAGAGUUUGAAGAUCAAUUCUUCAGGCAAAACGGCAGAAACGUGCAGAAGGAAGACCGCUCCCCUUUGGCGGUAGAGUAUAACGAAUACAAGCACAUCAAAGCCAAGCUUAGGCUGAUAGAGGUUCUCAUCAGCAAAGGAGAUGCCUCUAAGUUCACCUAAAGAAAAGAAAACAUCAAAGACUGACAGAGGAAUGAAUGAGGCUCAGUCUCAAUAAGAGAUGAACUACACCAGCCCAUGGAAAGGAAAACAGAUACACCUCAUCAUCCCUCACAAUAUGUUUAUUUUUUUCUUGUGCCAUAGACUCAUUUGGCUUCAGAAGAUGCCAACAUGUUGCCCCCUGAUUAAUCCCACCUGUAGAAGGGAAACGGUAUGGCUUAGUUACUGACCUGAGAGGUGUUGGAACUGACAUGUAGGUGCUGCCCCGGAGGCUACUCCAUCUUGUCUGUUGUUUCCCUCGUAUAGAAGAAGAACCCCGGAACUCAAAAUGUCGGGCAUCUUUGAAUGACUACUAACCUAACGUAGCAGGCCUUAAAAGACGCCUGAGUAGAGUCCCCACAUAGGUUUUUCAGGGGAAGUGGAGGAAAAUACUGUAUCCCUGAACCAGAAACAUCCUAAUUUUCCUGACCCCGCAGAGAGUGGACCAAAACCAACCUUUUUUCAAAGGAAGAUUUUUUUUUUUUUUUUUUUUUGUGCAUCUUGAUAUUGAUUGAUACCAAGAACUACCCUACAUCAAAUAGUCAUCACUAAUUUAAAGGAUACAUUUACAAAGAGUGUUGUAUUGAUUUAAUUUAUUUUUCUUCCUUUGAAUGUUUAUAAAGACUCAUAUAGUUCAUAUAGACUUUUAUAUUGGAUUCAAAAAAAGUCUUAAUGUGGAGUGUAACAUUAGAUUUGGGAUUAUGUACUUUAAGGUAUUGCCAUUUUGAGAAACAAGAUUUUGUAAUCAGAAAAAUUAAAUGAGGGGAUUGUGUAUUUUUGUAAGGGAGACAGACAGUUACAAUCUGCAUGCAAACAACCAAUCAGACAGCCAGUCUAGCAGAGUUCAGCCAAUGGAUGGAUUUUUAAAAAUGUAACUCAUGAUUGGUGCCAUAUGCCACAUUCACGUGCAAGUCAGAACUAGGAAACUGACAUUUUUACUUGAAAACUAGUUGAACGCUGCACAUGUAUAAAUACAGCCAGUUAGCAAGUCGAACAUUUCCGACUUUCCUAGUUCCGACUAGCACGUGAACGUGGCAAUAAUCUCGAUGUUAACCUAGGAAAAACACACUUGUCAUCAUCAAUGCUUAUAUUUGUGUGUAUUUUUAGCAUACUAUGAGGAGCGUUAAUUUGUUUAAACUGAGAACUAGAAUGCAAAACAAAUAGUCUAUGAUGUGUUGUUAUGAUCCAAAGAAAAUGACUCAGAUUGCAUACCAAAAUAGUGUAGUGGAUCAAUGUAUACAAUUUCAUUAAUUAUUGUGAUCAUGGUCAUCAGUCACUUAUGAAUUUGACUGCUUGUAUAUUAUUUUGCAUUUGUCUGUUUUCUUUUCCUAUUCACUUUGUGUGAAAAUAAGCUAUCCUGUCUUGAAAUCAGUGGUAUAUUUUUGCUCAAACUUUUCAACACCGACAAGGGCCAUUUUGUGUGGAACAUCCAUCCUUAAAGAACAGUCCCAAUAACUAUCAAAAUAGCUGCCAAUCCCCAACGCAGAGCCUUCAAUACUCAAGGCAUGCUGCUUUCUUUUUUUAUGUAGGUAUUUUCAUAGCCUAUUUGUUCCUUGUAAAUAUGGAUCCAGAUCUAUGUUUACAUUGCUAAGUGAGCAAGUACAUUUUUCCUUUUUCUCCAAAAUGGAUCAUUUUAAUAGUGUGACUUUCGUUUUUAUUGAAUGUAAAACACUGGUGGACAUAAUGAAUUAUGGGUGUGUACAUUUUAGUACAUAAAUUGUAUAUAUAAUAUAAAACCAAACAUAUUUUUACUGAG
This is a messenger RNA of Oncorhynchus tshawytscha (Chinook salmon), 3911 nucleotides long. RefSeq names its product family with sequence similarity 13 member A (gene fam13a). The record is from RefSeq and is a predicted model, not a curated record. NCBI's taxonomy places the organism in Eukaryota, Metazoa, Chordata, Actinopteri, Salmoniformes, Salmonidae. Bases 71 to 2119 code for a protein of 682 amino acids. The transcript is spliced from 15 exons.